AGUUCUAAGUUUCAAUUCCGUGUCUAGUUUGGUUUCUCUGCUAAUGUCUCUCCCUAAUGAUUCUGGAGCCACGCGUGUGGAUAAUUUGUGAGCGCGGACUCUCCGGUUUACAAGAAACCCACUGACCAGAAAAGAACAUGGCAGACGAGAAACAAACAAUUAACAGAAUCGAAACAGACACAGAUCCUGUUUCCCAGUGUCUUGAAAACUUCAGUGAUGGGAGCCUUUAUAAGGUGACAACAUUCUAUCGGAAUAGACUGGAACAGGCAAUUGAAGAAGCGGUGAAAGGUGUCAGCUUGGUGUUAACGUAUGAGGGAUAUUUCAAUGGCCAGGAACAUCAGAAAGUCACUGAACUGGCAGACAAUGGAGAACAGGCAGAAAGCACCAAACUUCUUCUGAACCUGGUAAUAGAAAAAGAUGCUGGAGCCCGAAGGAUGAUGUGGAAAUCCUUUGUGAAAAUGCGUAAUGGUGUCCCAAAGUUGGACAAAAUAUUGGCAGAAAUAGAGCAAAUUGGUCCUUCUGUGGCGCAUUAUGCAGACUGCAGGGAAGAGAUAACAGAGCUGCCCAAAUACUUGAAGGAUGCUCAAGAACAACACAAAGAGAUACUGCGACAGAGAAAUGAAACACUUGAUUUGAACACUAUUCUAAUCAAGGAGAAGGUUAAAAUUUCUCAUUUGAAUGCACGGUACACUGAGCUGACAAUUAUUUCUCCCGUUCGUCAUCGAAAACUGAUAGAGCAUGAACUUAUUGCACGUGGCAGGGAUCAUGAAGAAUGGAGAGAGAUGCAUCUCCGGAGGGAACUGGAAAAAAUACGCAUCGAUCAAUUGUUCCGAAGUUGCUUUUCACAAGACUAUCAGUGCCAUACUGGAAAGGGACAAGUUGUACAAAUUCAUUCAGGUUGUUCCGUCGUUGUCAGUGGAGUCCCAGGAAUUGGGAAGACAACACUACUACAAAAGAUAGUUUACGACUGGGCCAGUGGGAACAUUUACCCACAUUUUCAAUUUGUCUUCAGUUUUAAAUUCCAUGAGUUGAAUACUAUUAACUGGAAAUCGACUUUAAAAGAAAUGAUUCUGUUGUUCUAUCCUUAUUUGGAGAAAUUUGUGGAAGAUCUCUGGAAAAAUCCAGCCAGUUUGCUGUUUAUAUUUGACGGUUUAGAUGAAUUCAAGGACAGCAUCGAAUUUCUUGACAGUCAGUCAGAUGCAGCACCUCAAUCAAUAUGCAUGGACCCAGAGAUCCCCUGCAAAGUGUCUGAUAUUGUCAGCAGUUUAAUACAAAAGCAACUCCUCCCAGGGUGUUCAGUAUUAUUGACCAGCCGACCAAGUGAACUGCAAUUAUUGGAAAAAGCUGACAUUAGUGUGUGGGCUGAAAUACUUGGAUUUGUUGGGGAAGAACGGAAAGAAUAUUUCCAAAAGUGCUUUGGAGAUCAGACGGUGGCAGCAGCUGUUUUCAAACAUGUGGAAGAGAAUGAGAUCCUGUACACCAUGUGCUACAACCCUUCCUACUGCUGGAUUCUCUGUCUCUCACUGGGUCCCUUCUAUACACAAGGAAACAGGAAACAGCAGCAAGUACCCAGGACCAUUACCCAACUAUAUUCCUACUAUAUUUACAACCUUCUGAAAAACCACGGCCGAGGGAUUGAAAACCCCCGUGAUGUGUUACUGAAGAUCGGUGAGAUGGCCUUGACAGGUGUCUUUGAGAAACAGAUUGUCUUUAGAAAUGAGGAUCUGAUCAAAUAUAAUCUUCAGCCUUCACAGUUCCUGUCUGGGUUCAUGUUGGAAAUUUUUGAGAGGAAUGAUUCUGCCCGGUGUGUGGUUUACACGUUUCUGCAUCUCACCAUCCAAGAGUUUGUAGCUGCACUCGCACAAUUCCUGACUCCCAAUCUCGAGGACAUCCAGGAACUGCUCAAUAACGUUCAGAGCAAGGAGGAUGGGAGAUUCGAGAUAUUUCUUCGCUUUGUCGCUGGACUGUCCUCCCCCCAGGCAGCUCGGCCCUUGGAGGAGCUUGUCGGUCCAUUUCUUCAUCAAACAACCUGCCGAGUUAUUGACUGGGUGCAGGAGAAGGUUGAAAAACAGAUUGGUAAUACUGGAAGCAAAAGUGGGAAAAGGGAUCUUCUGAAUACUCUGCACUAUUUGUUUGAGUCCCAGAAUAAAGCCCUGGCACAGACCACAUUGGGGUCUGUGGAAAGACUUCAAUUUGGGGAUUCGGACUCACAGAAAGCUUUGCAACUGAGCCCAAUUGACUGUGCCGUAUUGUCUCAUGCCAUUGGACUUUGUCAUACAAUAAAACAUCUGGAUCUACGGAACUGCUAUAUUCAGUCUGAAGGGCUCCAAAGGCUGGAACCUUCACUGCACAAAUGCCAAGUGUUGAGGUUGGAGGGAAAUGAUCUUGAUGACUCGGGAAUGCAAUUACUGUGCUUGGUUCUGAAGCACCCAAAAUGUAAAAUUGAGGCACUGGGGUUAGCUGACAAUGGUCUCACAGCUUCUUGUACUGAGAAUCUCAGCUUUGUUCUCAGCACAAACCGGUCACUGAAGGGCCUGUACCUGGGUUAUAAUAAUUUGGGAUGUUCUGGAGUAAAACACUUAUCUGUGGCUCUGAAGCACUUGGACUGUGAAAUACAGAAACUUGCUCUGAAUGAUAAUGAGCUUACAGAUUCUUGUGUCAAAGAUCUCACUUCUGCUCUGAGUACAAACCGGUCCCUCACGGAGCUGAACCUGAACAAUAAUAAACUUGGAGACUCAGGAGUAAUAUUGUUAUCUGAUAGCCUGAGAAAGCCAGACUGUAAAAUACAGGAAUUGAGAUUAGCUGAUAAUGCACUCACAGAUUCCUGUAUCAAGGUUCUUGCAUCUGCUCUCAGUACAAGCCGGUCACUGACAGUUUUGUCGCUGUGGUCAAACUCCUUAACUGACCAAUCUAUUCCUGCUCUCAGCCACCUCAUACUGAAUUGUGAGAGUCUGCAGUGUAUCUGGAUCGGAGAGAAUUCAUUUACUUCCAAUGGAGAAGAACAGCUGCACUUGCUGCAGAAAUCCAGAAGUGGCUUUAGAGUGGAAAUAAGGAUGUUCGGGUCCAUUGUUACAGUGAAACCAUUGGGAACAUUCAAACCUUCAGGAAAGAGGGAGAGUGAAAGAGAAGUUACAAGCAUACAAAGUGAGAAGAGAGAUACAGACCAAGAGGUGACCAGAAGCAGAGAGUGAAAGAAGAUAUUGGUCACUGCGCAAUGUUUCUUUAUACUGUGUCUAAUCUCGUGAUGUAUCUGCCCUGGGGACAGUGUAAAGAGAGAGAUUUACUCAGUAUAACAACAUCUACUUGACUUGGACUGAUGAGUGUUUGAUGUGGAUAGAGCAGAGGAGAUUUACUUUAUGUCUAAAUUACAGUGGCCUAUGCUGAGAAAGCAAGAUGAAGAUAGUGUAGAGGGAGGUUCAUUUUGCAUUUAACUUCAUAUUGUUCCUGCCUUGGGAACAGUGUAGAGAGAGCUUUACACUAUCUAACCCCAUGCUAUACGUGCCCUGGGAGCGUUUGAUGUGAGCAGCAUAAUGGGAGUUUACUCUGUAUCUAACCACAUGCUGUACCUGUCCUGUGAGUGUUUAAUAGGGACAGUAUUGAGGAAGGUUUACUUUCAGAUUUGGAAGUAACCCCCUCUCUCUUUACAUCUGUGAAUAUUAUUGAUUGUAUGAAUUUUGAAGCUUAUCUCCCAGUCUUUGAUAUUGUACAUGAGAGUGAGAUUCAAUUUGCAUGCAGGGUCUCUGUUAUUCUUUGUAUGUCUAAUGGAUUAUCUACAUAUAUUAAAUGUUUAUUUCCAUAUUUGUGUUUGCAAUUGUAUCUUUAAUAUUGUAAUGUACAAAUAGUUUUCU
Rhincodon typus (whale shark) is the source of this 3848-nucleotide messenger RNA. Its product is annotated as NACHT, LRR and PYD domains-containing protein 3-like. NCBI's taxonomy places the organism in Eukaryota, Metazoa, Chordata, Chondrichthyes, Orectolobiformes, Rhincodontidae. Gene Ontology annotation, cellular component: cytoplasm. The record is from RefSeq and is a predicted model, not a curated record. The coding region runs from base 138 to 3191 and encodes 1017 amino acids. The transcript is spliced from 12 exons. Gene Ontology annotation, molecular function: protein binding.